AUGAACUCACUCAGCCCUGAACUCAUCCGUGAGAUCUUUUUCCAUCUUGACACAAAGGCAGACAUAUCACGGCUCCGUCUUGUCCAACGAACCUUUGCCCACAUUGGUGAAGAAGCGCUCUUCACCUCGCUCGAUGUUUCACCCACAUUCCAGAGCUUGACCCGACUCAUUGAGCUCUCCCGCAACAGCCACAUCGCGUGUUUUAUACGCAAAAUCUCCCUCAGUGUCGACGCCAUGCGGGUCAUGGUCUGGAGUACAAUCAAUAAACAUCUCGGCAGCAGUAGUGCAAAAGACGUUGACAAGCUUGAUUACCGAACGCUGAUCGUGUUCCGCAGCCUGGUCAAUGAGUGUCAGGAGUUUCAGAAAUCAUCUGAUUAUGUCGCGAUGCUCUCCACAGCCUUUAGCCGACUUACACGGCUAUGCCAUGUCUCGCUACUCGAGAGCUCGCCCUCAACGUCCGCCAAUUCGGGGGCGGUAACCUUGAUGGACCGCUAUGCGCACACUAUUGAUCCUCCUCAUUUCCACGGGUCCUGGGGCGAGAAAGACCAUCUCCGUGCCUUUUCGGCGCUCAUUGACGCCUCGUACUUCACCGGCACAACGCUAGAGUCGUUCAAGACCACCGGGCUCAUUGACCAAAUUCUGUUUGAAGACCGAGAGCUUCUACGCCGGGCAGCGAUUGUGUUUAGGGGGUCUCGGGAACUGCGGCUUUUGUUUUGUGGAGAGGAGCAGACACAGACGCAGGUGACGGAGAGGCUAUUCAAGAGCUAUCUGUUUGAUGUAAUAGCCCCAGCCGUGGGGCUACAGAAGCUAGCAGUAGAGUUCAAUGUAUGUCCGCCCGCUGGACGUGGCGGUGCAUUAUUCGAGAAAGUGUUUGGCGGGGAAAGCCAGAGGUGGGAGAUGUUGGAGGAGCUGGUAAUCGGCGGUAUCAACGUGAAGUGUGAGGAGUUGAUUGGGUUUCUGGCGCGGCAUAAAAGCACAUUGAGGGUACUGCGGAUGAGGAAAUGCGGAUUGGUGGGCGGGUCUUGGGAUGAUGUGGUGAAGUUUUUGGAUAAGGAUUUGGAAUUAAGGAAGUUGGAUCUGGAUGGGCAUAUUGACUACGAUUGA
Morchella importuna is the source of this 1104-nucleotide messenger RNA. RefSeq lists its product as uncharacterized. Bases 1 to 1104 code for a protein of 367 amino acids. The record is from RefSeq and is a predicted model, not a curated record. NCBI's taxonomy places the organism in Eukaryota, Fungi, Ascomycota, Pezizomycetes, Pezizales, Morchellaceae. The transcript has a single exon.